GAGGGGAGUUUUCAAUUUCCUAGAAGCAGAAGCUCAUGGAAGUUCUUGACUCUAAAGAGAAAUCAUUAUUAGAGGAAAGAUAAGAAUCGAAAAAAGAGAGAUGUCUUCGAUAUCUGCGCAAGGAGUUGUCGAGAGAGCGAGUGCUGAGCUCACCAAGAGGAUCAACGGAUUGGGGCUGCGGGCUUCGAAACAUCAUGGUGGUGGAAAAACGAGUGUCAUGGAAAGGGUGACGAAUGUAUUUUGCGGGGGAGGGGCAGUGGCUUACACAAAUCUGCAAAGUGCAAAUAAUGCAAACACGACGCCAGAAAAGCCGAGCAGAAGUGUUCCAGUGGCCGUGAACAGUACAAGCAAUAUGGGAAAUAAUAAAGCUUUAAGUAACAAUCGUAUUGAGUCGGCUUCGAAUCGAACGAGAGUUUCGAGAAACCGGGCCAAAAAUGUUCCACUAGCGGGCGGUGGUACAGGUGGAUACAUGCCACCUUGUACUUGGGAACAACUUAUGCAAGACGACCAUUUUUUGAGUCGAUUUUUCCUCUACUUUAAUGCCUCUGAAAGAAAAGUGUUAGCUCAGGUUUGCACACGAUGGAGGGACGUUUUGUACGCGAGACCAAGACUUUGGGCCGGAUUGGUGCCCGUCGUAAGGUGUCGGGAAGCUCGGGCAAUGGCAUCAAGUUCGCGUGCCCGACUUUAUGCAUCUUUAGUCAGGAGAGGUUUCCACUCGCUCGUUUUAUUAGGAGCCUCUGACGAGGACAUUCCAGAAUUAACGCACGGUUUUCCAUUAGCACAAAGACACAUACACUCGUUAUCCUUGCGCUGUUGCGCAGUCACUGACAGGGGUUUAGAAGCCCUUCUCGAUCAUCUUCAGGCCUUGUUCGAGUUAGAACUGGCCGGAUGCAACGAGAUAACGGAAGCUGGACUCUGGGCUUGCCUUACGCCCAGGAUAGUUUCGCUAUCUUUAUCGGACUGCAUUAAUGUUGCCGAUGAGGCUGUUGGAGCUGUGGCUCAACUUUUACCAAGCCUCUAUGAAUUUUCCCUUCAGGCUUAUCACGUCACGGAUGCUGCCCUCGGAUAUUUCAGCGCCAAGCAAAGCACAUCCCUCAAUAUUUUGAGGCUCCAGAGUUGCUGGGAGCUGACCAAUCAUGGCGUUGUCAAUAUCGUGCAUUCGCUGCCGAAUUUAACAGUUCUUUCGCUUUCGGGAUGCAGUAAAGUGACCGAUGAUGGGGUAGAAUUGAUUGCAGAAAACUUGCCAAGACUCCGUUCGCUAGAUUUGAGUUGGUGUUCGAGAAUCACCGAUGCGGCUCUAGAGUACAUCGCCUGUGACUUGAAUCAAUUGGAAGAGCUUACCCUGGACAGGUGUGUUCACAUUACGGAUAUUGGCGUGGGAUAUAUUUCGACAAUGGGUUCGUUGAGCGCUUUGUUUCUGAGGUGGUGUUCACAACUCAGAGAUUUUGGACUUCAGCAUUUGUGUGGAAUGCGAUCUCUUCAAGUUUUGUCGGUGGCUGGUUGUCCAUUGCUAACCAGUAGUGGUCUCUCGAGUCUAAUUCAGCUGAGGCAUCUCCACGAAUUAGAGCUAACCAACUGUCCAGGCACAUCAAGGGAACUCUUCGACUAUUUACGAGAACACUUACCGCGUUGUCUGAUAAUCGAGUGAGCUGGACUCGAACCGAGAAUAACUUCGAGACUGCGUUUCUCUCAAGUCAAGGGUGGGUCAUUUAAUUUCUCUUCUGAAAAGAGAAUUAACAAGACAUGACUCGACUCAUCUAGUCAGGAACAGUAUAAAAAGUACAAGAGCAUCCAAGCUUCGAGACAAUUUUACCACAUAGCAAUUAGGGAAUUAAACGACUUGCCGUGCCGCGAUUGAGGAUAACGUCCUCACGAAAAUUCAACCGAAACCAAAUAUUCAUUAGAAGGCAGAGUCUAGCUUUUGACAGUAUAAAUUUAUUAUUAUUAUUAUUAUAAAAUAACACGGUUUCAAAGAUA
This is a messenger RNA of Belonocnema kinseyi, 1977 nucleotides long. RefSeq names its product F-box/LRR-repeat protein 16. Gene Ontology annotation, cellular component: SCF ubiquitin ligase complex. The record is from RefSeq and is a predicted model, not a curated record. Lineage: Eukaryota; Metazoa; Arthropoda; Insecta; Hymenoptera; Cynipidae. Gene Ontology annotation, molecular function: protein binding. Gene Ontology annotation, biological process: SCF-dependent proteasomal ubiquitin-dependent protein catabolic process. Bases 101 to 1648 code for a protein of 515 amino acids. The transcript has 7 exons.